Sarcophilus harrisii (Tasmanian devil) is the source of this 7664-nucleotide messenger RNA. RefSeq names its product mediator complex subunit 1 (gene MED1). The transcript has 17 exons. The record is from RefSeq and is a predicted model, not a curated record. Bases 263 to 5008 code for a protein of 1581 amino acids. Gene Ontology annotation, biological process: regulation of transcription by RNA polymerase II; cellular response to thyroid hormone stimulus. Gene Ontology annotation, cellular component: mediator complex. Lineage: Eukaryota; Metazoa; Chordata; Mammalia; Dasyuromorphia; Dasyuridae. Gene Ontology annotation, molecular function: nuclear thyroid hormone receptor binding; nuclear vitamin D receptor binding; nuclear retinoic acid receptor binding.
ACGCACGUCCUUACGCCGGCUCCACACUGCUCUCGCGAGUCUUGGGAAGGAUCCGUUGGGAAGAUGGCGGCGGCCGCGGGCACCCUUCAACUUUUGCCGCCGGCGGCUUCGGACUGAGCCUCCCGGGGGCGGGGGGCGGAGCGGGCGGCCCCGGAGCCCAGCGCCCCGGGAAGCCUGAGGCAGCUCAGCCCCGCCACUGGUGGGUGAGGAAGGGUGUCUCCCGUUGUGUGGCGGGCGAAGGCCUUCCCUCCCCGCCUCCGGGAUGAAGGCUCAGGGGGAGGCAGAAGAGGCUGAAAAAAUGACUAAGAUGAGUUCCCUUUUGGAAAGACUCCAUGCAAAAUUUAAUCAAAACAGACCUUGGAGUGAAACCUUUAAGCUCAUUCGUCAAGUUACGGAAAAGCGGGUUGUGAUGAGUACUGGUGGGCACCAGUAUUUGGUUAGCUGUUUGGAGACCUUGCAGAAAGCACUCAAAGUGACAUCUUUGCCAGCAAUGACUGACCGUUUGGAGUCUAUAGCAAGACAAAAUGCACUGGGCUCUCAUCUUAGUGCCAAUGGUACCGAAUGUUACAUCACAUCAGAUAUGUUCUAUGUGGAAGUGCAGUUAGAUCCUACAGGGCAUCUUUCUGAUGUCAAAGUAGCUCAUCAUGGAGAGAAUCCUGUGAGCUGUCCUGAGCUAGUGCAACAACUGAGGGAGAAAAAUUUUGAUGAAUUCUCCAAGCAUCUUAAAGGCCUUGUUAAUCUAUAUAAACUUCCAGGGGACAACAAAUUAAAGACUAAAAUGUACUUGGCUCUCCAAUCCCUAGAACAAGAUCUAUCCAAAAUGGCACUUAUGUACUGGAAAGCUACCAAUGCAAGUCCCCUAGACAAGAUACUUCAUGGCAGUGUUGGAUAUCUCACCCCAAGGAGUGGAGGUCACUUGAUGAAUUUGAAGUACUAUGCCUCUCCUUAUGAUCUAUUGGAAGAUAAGACAGCAACCCCAAUUCUUUUGCAUGAAAAUAAUGUUCCUCGGACUUUGGGCAUGAAUGCAUCAGUCACAAUCGAGGGAACUCCAUCUGCCAUGUACAAACUCCCCAUUGCACCAUUAAUUAUGGGAUCACAUCCUGUUGAUAACAAAUGGACCCCUUCCUUCUCCUCAAUCACUAGUGCCAACAGUGUUGAUUUACCUGCCUGUUUCUUCUUGAAGUUUCCCCGGCCAAUCCCAGUAUCUAGAGCAUUUGUCCAGAAACUACAGAAUUGUACAGGAAUUCCAUUGUUUGAUACCCAACCAAUUUAUGUGCCUCUCUAUGAAUUGAUCACUCAAUUUGAACUAUCAAAAGAUCCAGAUCCAGUACCUUUGAAUCACAACAUGCGCUUUUAUGCAGCUCUUCCAGGCCAGCAGCACUGCUAUUUCCUCAAUAAGGAUGCCCCUCUUCCAGACGGUCGAAGCCUCCAGGGAACCCUCAUUGAAAAAGUCACUUUUCAGCAUCCUGGCCGAGUCCCUCUCAUCCUCAACCUAAUCAGACACCAAGUGGCCUACAACACUCUUAUUGGAAGCUGUGUCAAGAGAACUAUUCUGAAAGAAGAUUCUCCUGGGAUCCUUCAGUUUGAGGUUUGUCCUCUUUCUGAUACCUGUUUCAGCGUGUCCUUUCAGCAUCCUGUGAAUGACUCCUUGGUGUGUGUGGUAAUGGAUGUACAGGAUUCAACACAUGUCAGUUGUAAACUCUACAAAGGAUUGUCGGAUGCUCUCAUCUGCACAGAUGAUUUCAUUGCCAAAGUUGUUCAGAGAUGUAUGUCUAUUCCUGUGACGAUGAGGGCUAUUCGGAGGAAAGCUGAAACCAUUCAGGCCGACACACCAGCCCUGUCCCUCAUUGCAGAAACAGUUGAAGACAUGGUGAAAAAGAACCUGCCCCCGGCUAGCAGCCCAGGGUAUGGCAUGACCACAGGCAGCAACCCAAUGAGUGGUACCACUACACCAACCAACACCUUUCCGGGGGGUCCCAUUACCACCUUGUUUAAUAUGAGCAUGAACAUGAAAGAGCGGCAUGAGUCGGUGGGCCAUGGGGAGGACUUCAGCAAGGUGUCUCAGAACCCAAUUCUUACCAGUUUGUUGCAAAUCACAGGGAACGUGGGGUCUUCCAUUGGCUCGAGUCCGACCCCUCCUCAUCACACGCCGCCUCCUGUAUCCUCGCCAGCCAGCAACACCAAGAACCACCCGAUGCUCAUGAACCUUCUUAAAGAUAAUCCUGCCCAGGAUUUCUCAACUCUUUAUGGAAGCAGUCCAUUAGAGAGGCAGAACUCCUCUUCUGGCUCACCUCGAAUGGAAAUGGGCUCAGGGGCCAAUAAGACGAAGAAGAAGAAGUCGUCAAGAGUACUGCCCGAAAAGCCCAAGCACCAGACCGAAGAUGACUUUCAGAGAGAGCUGUUUUCGAUGGACGUUGACUCACAGAACCCAGUCUUUGAUGUUAACAUGACUGCUGACACGCUGGACACUCCCCACAUCACUCCAGCACCUAGCCAGUGUAGCACUCCUCCCACGACUUACCCACAGCCAAUACCUCAUCCCCAGCCCAGUAUUCAGAGAAUGGUCCGACUGUCUAGUUCAGACAGCAUUGGUGCUGAUGUGACUGACAUUCUCUCAGACAUUGCAGAAGAGGCUUCCAAGCUCCCCAGUACCAGCGAUGAUUGUCCACCCAUUGAUACUCCUGUUAGAGACUCUUCAAGCUCUGCACAUUCCCAGAGUGCCCUCUUUGAUCCUGAUGUUUUCCAAAAUAACAAUAAUGAGAACCCAUAUACUGACCCUGCUGAUCUGAUUGCGGAUGCUACUGGAAGUCCCAACAGUGAUUCUCCUACUAAUCAUUUUUUUCCUGAUGGAGUAGAUUUCAAUCCUGACUUGCUGAAUAGCCAAAGCCAAAGCGGUUUUGGGGAAGAGUAUUUUGAUGAAAGCAGCCAGAGUGGCGAUAAUGAUGAUUUUAAAGGAUUUGCUUCACAGGCACUAAAUACUUUGGGAGUGCCAGUACUUGCGGGCGAUAGUGUAGAAAACAAGUUUAAAGGCAACAGCCAAGCUGACACAGUAGACUUCAGUAUUAUUGCAGUGGCCAGUAAGGCACUGGGGCCUGCUGACAUAAUGGAGCACCACAGUGGGAGCCAGAGUCCUUUAUUGAGUACAGGAGACUUGGGGAAGGAUAAGACUCAAAAACGGAUAAAGGAUGGCAAUGGCACUGGGUGUAGCAGUCUUUCAGGGCCAUCAUUAGACAGUAAACCAGGAAAACGUAGCCGAACACCUUCCAGUGAUGGCAAAAGCAAAGAUAAGCCUCCAAAGCGAAAAAAAGCGGACACAGAUGGGAAGUCUCCAUCUCACAGUUCUUCUAACAGGCCUUUUACUCCACCCGCUAGCACGGGUGGGUCCAAGUCACCUGGAAGUUCAGGAAGAUCUCAGACUCCUCCAGGUGUUGCCACACCACCCAUUCCUAAAAUCACCAUUCAGAUUCCUAAGGGGACUGUAAUGGUAGCCAAGCCCUCUUCACAUAGUCAGUACACCAGCAGUGGAUCUAUGUCUUCCUCAGGAAGUAAGAGCCACCAUGGCCAUUCUUCCUCAUCAUCUUCUUCCACUUCUACUUCAGGAAAAAUGAAAAGCAGUAAAUCAGAAGGUUCUUCAGGUUCCAAGAUGAGUAGCAGUAUGUAUUCUAGCCAAGGGUGUUCUGGAUCUAGCCAGUCAAAAAGUUCAUCCCAGUCUGUAGGGAAACCAGGUUCUUCUCCCAUUACCAAACAUGGGCUCAGUAGUAGCUCUGGGAGCAACAAGGUGAAACCUCAAGGAAAGCCAUCAUCACUCAUGAACCCCUCUUUGAGUAAACCAAACAUCUCCCCUUCCCAUUCAAGGCCAUCUGGAAGCUCUGACAAACUUGCUUCUCCAAUGAAACCUGUACCUGGAACUCCCCCAUCAUCUAAAGCCAAAUCUCCCAUCAGUUCAGGUUCUAGUGGCUCUCAUAUGUCUGGGACCAGUUCAGGCUCUGGCAUGAAGUCUUCAGGGUUGGGCUCUUCAGGCUCAUUGUCUCAAAAAACACCCCCAUCAUCCAAUUCUUGCACAGCCUCUUCCUCUUCCUUUUCGAGUGGCUCUUCUAUGUCUUCAUCUCAGAACCAGCAUGGUAGCUCCAAAGGGAAAUCUCCCAGUAGAAAUAAAAAGCCAUCUUUGACAGCAGUCAUAGAUAAAUUGAAGCAUGGAGUAGUUACUAGUGGCCCUGGAGGGGAAGACCCAAUGGAGGGUCAGAUGGGAGUGAGUGCCAAUUCCUCUAGCCAUCCUAUGUCCUCCAAACACAAUAUGUCAGGAGGGGAAUUCCAAGGAAAGCGAGAAAAGAGUGAUAAAGACAAAUCAAAGGUCUCCGUCUCUGGGGGUUCAGUUGACUCUUCUAAGAAAACUUCAGAAUCCAAAAAUGUGGGAAGUACAGGUGUGGCCAAGAUUAUCAUCAGCAAGCAUGAUGGGGGAUCCCCCAGCAUUAAAGCCAAAGUGACUCUGCAGAAACCUGGGGAAAGUAGUGGGGAAGGACUCAGGCCUCAAAUGGCCUCUUCCAAAAACUAUGGCUCUCCUCUGAUUAGUGGCUCCACUCCAAAGCAUGAACGUGGUUCACCUAGCCACAGUAAGUCACCAGCAUAUACCCCUCAGAAUCUGGAUAGUGAGAGUGAGUCAGGCUCCUCAAUAGCAGAAAAGUCCUAUCAGAACAGUCCCAGCUCAGAUGAUGGCAUCCGUCCACUUCCAGAGUAUAGCACAGAGAAACAUAAGAAGCACAAAAAGGAAAAGAAGAAAGUGAAAGAUAAAGAUCGGGACAGAGAACGGGACCGGGACAAAGACAGAGACAAGAAGAAAUCUCAUAGUAUCAAGUCAGAGAGCUGGUCUAAAUCACCUAUUUCUUCAGAUCAGUCCAUGUCCAUGACAAGUAAUACCAUCUUACAAGAUAGGCCCACGAUGCUUACCCCUGACUUCGUGAUUGGGGAUGAGGAAGAUGAGCUAAUGGAUGCAGCUCUUCUUGGCAAUUAAAAACCUUGUUCUCUAAAAGAAAAACAAAACUGCACCAAUUUCAAGCUCCAACUAAUGAAAAUUGUAGAAAAUCAUCCCAAGGGAUAAACCACAGGGGUCUGCUUUGCCCCAAACAAUCUUGGGUGACAUGGUUUUGAUUGUGCUUGGCAACAUUAGACCUAGAGAGACCCUAGUAUUGAUCUUUGACUAUGGGGUUUUAUUCUGGGCAGCCAAGAAUUGUGUUAUUUUGCCAGAGAAAGUAGAAAUUGCAGACUUGCUUUGGGUGGGGGGGAAGGGAUGUGGGAAGGGGAAAGGGCGGGAAAUAGUUAUGCUGAAAAUUUUCAUAUAUAUUUUUUUCUCCCUUUAUCCAUUUUUAGGCCAUGUUUUAAACUGUCAUUUUAGUGCAUGUGUGUUGGAAAGAUUGGGUAGGAAAUGAAAAAGCAAUACAUUCCUUGAUGCAUUUGCAUGAAGGCUGUUCACCCUUGUUCACUCGUCCAUUUGAGGCAGGCGUAAAUGAAAGAUCUUAGUUGUUUUUAGACACUAAAUAAUGCAGGGGACGUCUGCUUAUGAGAAGUAGUCUUAGGGACGGGAAGAUGAUUUUAGCUAUUUAUUUGUCAAUAAUUUUAAUCCCUUGUUUUUAUGCAGUAUUCUCUUCUAAUUCAAUGGAGUGUAGAGUUCAAAGAAUUUGAAAAGAAAAGAAUAAGACUUGAUAGUACAAAGUAUAGACCUAGAGUAGUUUGAUGCUGCAUUGGGUCUAGUUGGUCUGAUUAAGGCCCAUCUUUGAAGUUUUAAAAAACCUAGAAUGCUUUGAAUUUUAUACAAUAAUUAAUUUCACAGAGUUUUUCAUAGGGCUCAUUGACAUCCUAAAAAUUGCUAGGGGAUACUUUCCUUCUCCUGACUGGGUAGGUGUUGAUUUUAAUUUUUCUUUUUUUACCUUAAAAAAAAACCCUAGAAAAUCUGGGAUGGCUUUCAGAAUGUUAAUAUGAUUUUAAAUAAGACAAAAUUGUGGUUUAAUGUCACAGCUCCCUAGCCUAGUAGCAUUUAAAUCACAUCAGGGCUAACACUUCUUCUGUCUUUAAAUGUGCCAAAAGCCCUCAUUCCAAUAUUUUGCCUGCAGGAGAAGUGAUUGCCUUUCCUGAAAGCUGGGUUCUCCAUCUCCUUUCAUAUGAAGGAAUGAGGGCUCUGAUCUCUGGUCACUCCACUGUGUGCUCCCUAAACGAGAGAAGUUAUGAAUUUGCAGCCAUAAUUUCUCUUGAAUCAAUUUCAAGCUCACUAAAGUGAGGUGCCUGGAAUGAUAGGUGGGCAUGGAGACAUAUCAUAGCUACUAUGUAGCUACAAAAUUGGACCUUUUGGAGAAACAGGUCUUCACCUGACUUCUUAGGGACUACAAUAAUAGGCACUAUAGAAAGAAAGAAAUCCAGGAAAGCAGUCCAGGUGCAGCACAAGCUCUCAUAUUUGGAGGGUCCUCUUGGAAAAAAAAAAAAAAAAUCUGCGGCCUUACUUUGAUUCUGACACCUGCACUGUGCCAUCCUUGAUGAUUUCAUCCAUGAUCUGCAUCAAUAGGAUGGGGCCUUGUAUCCAGCACAACUCUUCUGGACUUAAAAAAAAAAAUGCACCAGGUUGUGCAUUGUUUUUAGUGUCAGAGUUGAGUGACCUUGACAAACAAAGAAUUUUUUCCAGCUCUGUUUCUGCAGGUUGAAGUUUGCAUAUGGUUGGAAAGUCAGCUUUGGCUUUUUCUCUGAAACUGUCUUGAGUUCUUCCUCCAGUGUUCUCCCUUUUUGGGUCAUCCAUAGGCCAGGACUGACUUUUCACUAACCCUGGUGUCCCUAGGUAAUAAGUUGUAGGAAAUGUUGCAAAGUAGAGCAAGGAAAGUUAUCUCUUAACACAUCAGUAUCAAAUUACUUGGGUGACACUAAAGAGAAAGAGGGUAAGGUGAUACCAGAGAGCUUUAUCUUGAUGCUGGUACAGUGGCAGCCUCUCAAGACAUAAAACCAGGUAGAACUUCUCACAGGUUGUCACUUGGUUUUGAUCCUCUUCCAUUGACUUCUGCAGCAAAAUAAGUUUUUAAAUUUUUUUUGAGUGUGGGAAAAACCUUAAACAAGGACAACAUUAAGUAAUACUGGAACACCAAGGGUUAAAUUUUCCCAAAUGGUUGUAACAUAUACCAAAACAAUUAAACUGGGAAGCUUUUUCUCUCUUUCUCUCCAACCCAGAUCAAAGAAUCCCGAGUUAGGAUGUAGAUGAAGGAUAAGUCCCAGCAUUUUCUGGAUGAGCACGUCCCACACAUUGACCCAGCAUCUGAACUUGCUUAACAGGAAGCCGGGGCUAACCUGCUGCACCCUACAUGACAACCAGGGUGCACUGCAUUUCUCCAUGGGGUGGAGAAGAGAUGAAAUAAACCAAGCUUGGAACUCCUCCCUCUUUCAAACAGCAAGGAAAUUGUCUAUAUGUGUUCUGUACUUUUCUUCAGCUGGUGUCUUGUGUAUGUUUAGUUUGAUCUGAUUCCCUUUAUUCCUCCUUAUCCCCUCACUGUCCUCUCCCCUCCCCACCCCCAAAAAAAGAACAAAACAGAUAACAAUCCUCAGUUUUUAUCAGGUUAGAUUUUAUUUUGUCUUUUGCUUUUCUUGUUAGAAAUGGUUAGUCAAAAGUAAAUAAGCUGCUUCAGUGCACAUGAGGA